AUGUCAGACCCAGACCAGUACACCGUUGGCUGGAUAUGUGCCCUGGAGACAGAAUACAUCGCUGCCCGAGCGUUCCUCGAAAAGAAACACGAUCGUCCAGAAACGAUUUCACGAAAUGAUAACAAUCACUACACACUAGGAGAUAUCGGAGGGCACCACGUCGUUAUUGCCGUUCUCCUCAAGGGAGAAUGCGGAACCUCAUCAGCCGCCAGCGUGGCACGAGACAUGGUACACAGCUUCCCCAACAUUCGAUUUGGUCUGAUGGUUGGAAUCGGGGGUGGGGCGCCCAGUACAAAACAUGAUAUCCGUCUCGGUGACAUUGUCGUGAGCUCACCUCGAAAUGGACGAGGCGGCCUGAUUCAGUACGACUUUGGCAAGGACUUCCAAGGAAAGGAUUUCCAGCAAACGGGGUUUCUCAAUCAGCCACCACCAAUCCUGCGCACGGCCGUAGCGGGGCUCAAGGCGCGGUAUAGGGAGGAAGGUAAUCAGCUGAAGGAGAGCAUUCAGGCCGUGCUUGAGGGGAAUGAACGACUAGAACGAAAAUAUGCGCCACCGCCCCCCGACGCUGAUAAGCUUUAUGAGAGCUCCUUUGUUCAUCCGAAUCCCCAGGAAGAAUGUGGCAAGGUCUGUGACAAUUCAAAGGUGAUUCAGCGACCACCGCGAACUGACGAGGAUGACGAUCCUGCUAUUCACUACGGCCUAAUUGCAUCUGGCAACCGGGCUAUCAAUAACGCGAUGUUCCGCGACAAGCUCGUGGCAGAACAAGAUGUUCUUGGUUUUAAGAUGGAGGCAGCUGGGCUGAUGAACCACUUCCCCUGCUUGGUCAUCCAUGGCAUUUGCGACUACGCCGACUCUCACGAGAAUAAGGAAUGGCAGGGCUAUGCUGCGAUGGCGGCGGCUGCAUAUGCAAGAGAUCUCUUGCGUGAGAUAGUCCCUCGGAGGGUGUAUUCUGAGCGGAGGGCUAUUGAAGUUAUCGAAGAGAUGAGAACGAGUCUGGAUAAUGUGUCCGGGAACAUCGACAAUAUCCAUUCGAUCACUACUGCAUUGGCUAAGAAGAUCCAAGGCGUGGUGCAGAGUAUUGAGCUUAAGGAGCUGCCGUUCGCCGAAGGAGCCGAGGUUGGAACCUAUAUGGACCAACAUGAAGACGACUGCUUGCCAGGGACUAGAGAGAACGUCCUCCACGAGGUCGAAGAGUGGGCUACCUUGCCAGAGAGCAAAUGCAUGUUCUGGCUCAAUGGUCUAGCCGGAACCGGCAAGUCGACCAUAGCACGAACCAUGGCAAGCAUGUUUCAGCAGCGAGGAUUGCUUGGGGCGUCCUUCUUCUUCAAAAGAGGCAAAGGACACUGUGGUCGCGCAACUCAGUUCUAUCCAACCAUUGCCAGGCAGCUGUUCAACAAGGUUCCAGAGCUGCGCGCUUCAAUCCUACAGGUCAUCCAGGACGAUCCUCGGAUUUCGAUGAGACCAUUCAAGGAGCAGUUUGAACAGCUGAUUCAACAGCCACUUGAUAAGCUUUGUCAAGCCAAGCAGCAGAUAUCCCCGCUAGUAAUCGUGAUUGACGCAAUAGAUGAGUGCGAAAAUGAGAAUGAUAUUCGAGUUAUCCUGCAGCAGUUGCCACGCGCAGUGUCUCUGCGGUUCUUCAUUACCAGUCGACCUGAACUAGCUGUUCGAUUGGGGUUCCAUGCCGUGGAAAAUAGUUACCAGGAGUUGAUCCUCCAUGAGAUUCCUGCAUCAGUGAUAGAAAACGACAUCUCUCUGUUCCUAAAACACAAGCUUGUUGAAAUUAGCAAGCAGCGAGGCCUCUGCCUUGACUGGCCCAGAGAGCCACACUUUAGAGCUCUGCUAUCUCAGUCGAUUCCAUUGUUCAUUUUUGCUGCAACUGUCUGCCGCCUCUUCGAGGAUUAUAACCUGGACCCGGAGCAAUGUCUUACUGAGAUUCUCGACAAUCAAAAUGAGGAGUCGAAACUAGAACAAACAUAUCUCCCAGUCUUGAAUCGAGCUCUUUCAGCAUACGAUGGAAAGAGGAAAAUCCAACUGAUUCGAGACGUUCGGGAGGUCCUUGGUACAAUCGUUCUUCUUCAGAACCCGCUCUCUAUUAGCUCCUUAUCCAGCCUCAUGGGAAUUACGACAAGCUCAAUCAAAGCACGAAUAAGUUCUCUACACUCAGUAUUAAACAUACCAGGCGAUCACACGCUGCCAGUAAAGAUCUUCCAUUCGUCAUUUCGAGACUUCCUUCUUGAUCCCUGUACCCGCGAGAAAACUCCUCUCUGGGUUGAUAAAGAGGAGCCGAGCGCCAAGAUGAGCAACUACUGUCUGUCCGUGAUGAGGAACCGGCUGAAGAAAAAUAUAUGCAAUCUCCCAAGCCAUGGGACGCAACGCAAAGAUAUUCACUCCGAGCUUAUCAAUGACAAAUUGCCAUCAGAGCUGCAGUACGCAUGCCGGUACUGGAUCCAUCAUACGGCACAAAGCAAAGAUCCCAUACUUCAGGUUGACGAUGUUUUUGCUUUUCUUCAAGUCCACUUCCUUCACUGGGUGGAGGUGAUGAGCAUACUGGGGUUCGUCUUAGAAGUUAUAGUGGGAAUUAUUUCCCUUAAGUCGGUGCUGCCUGGUGAUAACAAUCCGAAGAUAUCUGAAUUCCUGGACGACGCAAAGAGAUCUACAUCUCAGGGUUACUAUUUGCACCCAAGAAGACUGAUUCGGACAGUCUUUGAAAGAGAGAUUCCUAGCUGGAUACACCAAUGGCCAAGGGUGGAUGAUGAAAACUGGGGCUCCGAUUGGCAGACCCUGAGAGGCCACUCAGAGAAGGUGUUUUCAAUUGCUUUCUCACCUAAUAGCAAACUGCUAGCUUCUGGCUGCUGUGAUGGGACUAUCAAACUCUGGGAUGUCCUUACAGGCGAGCUCAAGCAUACCCUGGAAGACUUCGUGGUCGUCAAAUCACUCGUCUUCUCACCCGACGGCCAACUGCUGGCAUCCGGCUCCAGCUCACAUAUCACCCUCUGGGACCUAGUUACAGGCGAGCCCAACCGGACCCUGGAGGACGACUCAUAUGAUGAAGAUUUCUCCGUAAUCCUUUCGAAUCUUGGGUCCAAACUAGAAAACUUCUCUGCCCAAGACUGGCACGAAAGCGCCCUGUCAGACCCUGCCAAGCCAUUGAAUAAGCCAGCCUUGCGGGACGAUCGCUGGGUUACUAUUCGCGGUCAAAGGGAGGUGUGGCUGCCUCCUGAUUAUACCCCAAUUUGUUCAACGGCCACAGAUGGCGCUAUAGGAAUAUGGCUGCGCAAGUGGAAGCGUUUGCGCUAUUAG
Aspergillus calidoustus is the source of this 3300-nucleotide messenger RNA. Lineage: Eukaryota; Fungi; Ascomycota; Eurotiomycetes; Eurotiales; Aspergillaceae. The record is from the annotation of a GenBank genome assembly.